Monoraphidium neglectum is the source of this 213-nucleotide messenger RNA. RefSeq lists its product as hypothetical. Bases 1 to 213 code for a protein of 70 amino acids. The transcript has 2 exons. Lineage: Eukaryota; Viridiplantae; Chlorophyta; Chlorophyceae; Sphaeropleales; Selenastraceae. The record is from RefSeq and is a predicted model, not a curated record.
AUGGUGGCGUGCGGCAGCGGCUUCACGCUCUUCCUGGUGGAGGCGGGGGACGAACGCGUGGCAAAGCUGCCCCUGCACACACCAGAGGUGGAGGUGGAGCCCGCAGUGGCGGUGGAGGAGGACGGCAACGGCAAGGGCGGCGGCAAGGGCGGCGCGGGGGCGAAGAGGAAGGCGCCGGCGGCGGCCGCAGGCAAGGGCAAGAAGGCCAAGUGA